Messenger RNA from Suillus paluster, 2045 nucleotides. Its product is annotated as regulator of G protein signaling domain-containing protein. Bases 174 to 2045 code for a protein of 623 amino acids. Lineage: Eukaryota; Fungi; Basidiomycota; Agaricomycetes; Boletales; Suillaceae. The transcript is spliced from 7 exons. Gene Ontology annotation, biological process: intracellular signal transduction. The record is from RefSeq and is a predicted model, not a curated record.
GAAGUUUACUCACGAUUACCGAGCCUCUUUCCUCUUUACGCCCUGCCUCGCUGCCAUCAACAUCUUCCUUCUUAUUCUUCCCUCCUCCGUAUUUCUUGCCGCGUCCGUCCUUUAAUUCUGUACUUUCUUCAUCUCUAUACUCCUUGAUUUUAGCCUCCUUUUUGUCCUAUCAAAUGACCUCCGUAGAUCAGGCAGAGCAGUCUGCUCAAGCAAGUUCGUCUCAUAUGAUGAAGACGACAAAACGGGGGAGGCCUUUUCUCAAGGAUACCCUUGACCUUUUCGCAACACUCAUCGUAUCUCUUAAUCUCACCACGCACAAGCAAUAUUUUCGCACUUUCCCCAAUUCAUUCUCUACGGACGAGGCUGCUGCGAACUUGGCGUCUCUCAAGUUCUCUCAAUCAAAUCGUGGGCCGGAUCCCAGAGAUAAAUCACGAAUAGUGACGACUACGACCACCACGACAUUCUCAAUGACCCGUGAUAUGGCGAAGGCCAUGUGCCAACACUUCAUGGACGCUCGCUUGAUCGAAAACGCCGCCGAUCUUGGCAGCAACCUCUUCAAAGAUCGUGGUACUUACGUCCUCACGCCCAAGGGUCUCCAUGUUCUAGAGCGAUUCAUAUCCAAGAAUGGCAUGAAUUCCGACCAUCUUCAACCUGUAUUCGCCUCUCAACCCAUAUGCAUCAAGCUCUUACAUUUAGAGCGUCGGUCAGCUGACGACGAGAUCAUCGUUACACAAUCAGUCAUAACUGCACUCUUCCGUCGAUUCGUUGGUCGUCAGCCCAACUACCCCACUCAGCUCUCGGCCAAUCCUCCAGACGUUUUUCAAGAGUACCACGAGCGAUCUAAGGGCGUACCACUCAUGGACGUGCAAGAGCGCGCUCAACCUUUAUUGGGGAAAGCCUACAUGAGUGCUCUUGAAUGGCUUUGCGACUUCACCUCCGUGGUUGGAAGAGAAGAAGCGGCAGAGAUGGCUGCCCAGUUUGUUCGCUUCGGCCUCAUCACAUUGGUCAGCGAUAAAAGGAAAAACAACGACUCUGCCAUCAUCUUCACCGUCCGUGGUUCUACCCCAGGCGGGAAUUCCCCAGUCAGCCAACACGGAGAGUUCCGGUGUACAGCUAAGGCUAUCUAUAGAAUCACAGAUGAAGGCAAGCGGCUCGCUCAGUGGGAUGAAGCCAGUUCAUCUCCUCAGAGCUCGACGGUGAACCUGCAUCUUACCGAACGCCCGUCGCUAGAGAAUGACUCCAUCGAUGGAACUCCGAAGACGGGAAUUGAAGCAGCUGAUGCUAAAAUUCAUCGUCGUAUAUCCAUGGCGGAGAAGCUUAAUUCCAGUUACGAGGCUGCGGAGAAGAAGGGCAAUGUCAAGAGCAGUACCGAUCGUCUCAAAUAUAUCCUGGAAGAGCCAUCUUAUCGCGCUCUCUUCCGUGAUUUCCUGAAGGCGAACUUCUGUGAAGAGAAUCUGGCGUUUUGGAUGGAUGUCGAGGAUUUCAAGCGCAAAUUCAAUACGACUUCCAGUGCACAAGCUGCAGCUCCUGCUCGGUCGGGGAGCAAAGGAACUCCUGGACAAGCCGCCAUGGAGAGACAUCAUGAGGCUUUAAUUCAGACCGCUUUCCAAAUUUACAACAAGUACCUCGCACCAUCAAGUCAGAACGAGCUCAACAUCGAUCACGGUCUCCGUCUCGAUCUCGCUAAUUAUCUCGGUGAAGUCAUGAACGGGCUGCACGGCAAAUCGUUCGACGGACAAGUGGAUGCCAGUCAAGCUACCUCUUUUAACGCAACGCAACUGCAGGUUCUGAUCAAGCUUUACACACGCAUUCAAACGCACGUUCUUCGGCUGAUGGCUAUGGACUCGCUGCCCAAGUUCAUUAAAACGCAGCGGUUUCUGGACGCACGGCAGUGGCUGGGAGAAGGAGAUGCGCCAGGUGAUGACGUCCAUUUCCUCACCAGUCCUCCUGCUCCUCCUGCAUACAUCACGGUGUCUUUGAAAGGCAGUGAGCGGGAACACCGGCAACACCGCAGAGACAUGCCAGGGUCGCCACAGGUCUCAUGA